GCACGCACGUAACACGCCAACUACGUUGAGUUUACGUAUUCACUGCAUGGGACUUGCUUCAUUUACCCUAAAACGCACCAAUUGAGUCAAAGAUGGCCGUCAAAUAUUAAGUUAAGGUUGUAAUUUGGCUCAAAAUAUUGUGAAGAUGAUUCUGGUCAGUUAUGUUUUUGUGAAGGAAACCUAAUAUCAGCGUUCUGCUACCUUCAAUUUCGUGCUGAGUUGUGAUUGUGUGAGAAACAUACGGACAUUCACAAUCACGUUACAUUUACACGCAAGCCGAACUGAGGAGAUCGAGACUGAUGAGUGCAUGCAUGCACUGUUGCAGGUGAUACAGAAAUCGCUUUCGAACAGAGAAAGAAAACAAUGCCUGUUAUUGAUAAUGUGGAAGACUUGAUGGCAUGGCUGGCAAAGAAAUUGGAACCAAUUUGUGAUGCCGACCCUAAUGCCUUGGCCAAGUAUGUGGUGGCCCUAACCAAAAAGGAUAAAACUAACGAGGAGCUCAGGGCUACAUGCAUCGAUCAACUUGGAGUCUUUCUUGUAAAUGAAACGCAGUCCUUUGUCGACAACCUUUUUGUCGCUCUUGCCACAAAGUCUUACAUUCCAGGGGGAAGUGCCAAUAUUACAGCAGUAGAGGGCGGCAAGCAAGAUCCGCCGCCACCACAGCCCGCAGCGUUGGCUCCUGGUGGUGCCGAUUUACCGACCAGUGCUGAAACAUCAACCAAAGAAGAGGUCAGGUCGAGGAGCUCAAAUAGAGAUGUGACUGGAGAGAAUGAUGAGCAGCGGGAUCAUCGGCGGAGCGGCCGGAGACACUCCAGGUCACAUUCCAGGAGCAAGUCAAAGAGCCAUUCACCCAGGAACAGGAGCAGGAGCAGGAGCUUCAGUCCAAGGAGAAGGAGAAGAGAUGAAGACCGGAGGAGGAGAGAUGACCGACCGGAUCGCUUCGGUGGCCCUCGUCGGUACGGAGAUCGAGACAGAGACAGGGACAGGGACAGGGAUCGCAACAGGGAUAAUAGAGACUUCAGAGAUCGGGACAGGGAAAGGGAUCGGAUGAGGGGUCGUGAUGGAAGAGAUCCCGGCAGAUUCGACGAUCGUGGCAGAAUCCGUGACAGAGACCUCGAGCGUGAGCGUGACGAUCGAUUGAAAGAAAAUAACUCUAAGCCAAUGGCAAUCAGCAGUGUGAUCACAGUAGUCUCAAACGAUGGGCCUGAAUCCUCGCAGGGCCCGCCCAAGCAGGGAGAACAACAACAAAAACAACAACAACCUCUGCAGAGGAUACGACAGAGAUGUAGAGAUUACGAUGAAAAGGGAUUUUGCAUGAAAGGAGAAUUUUGUCCAUACGAUCAUGGCAAUGACCCAGUAGUUGUGGAGGAUAUAGACAUGUUCAGACCGCCUCCAAACAUGGAUGCUAGUAGACCACCAGUGCCUUCUCUACCCCCUGCCCCACAGCCUCCUCUACCCCCCUUACCCCCUUCCCAGCCCCCUCCGCCCCUCCUACCACCCUUCGGCAUGCCCCCGCCCGGUUUCGUGCCCACGCCAGGGAUGCCCCUGCCGCCUCCACCACCCAUGCAUCCCCCUCCUGGGAGGAUGCAUGGACCGCCGAGGCACAACGGACCACCCCCUGGUCCCCCUCCAGGCCUACCACCACACAUGAGGCUACCACCACCCCCAACCUCAGGGCCACCGCCGCCCCUUCCACCCAUGCCUCUUCAGAUGAAUAGACCCCCUCCUCCACUACCUCCAGCUCCAGAUGCUAAUAUGCCACCAUCAGUGCCUCAACCUCCGUCUUCACCUCCCAGAGAGUCGAGUCCUCCUCCGCCACCGUCAGAAACAAAACCUUACGGCUCAUCACAAGAUUUCCAAAUGGAAGGCUACAACCCGGAAGAUCCCAGCAUGGAGGCCCAGGGGGGCAGGCAAUAUUUUGGAGGUGGCCGUGCCCCUCGGCAGGCCUCGUCCAACCUCAGGACCCUUGUGGGCAUACAGACGGUCCCUACAACAACCAGAGAAGAAAUGGAAGAAAUAGGUGCCCUGACAAAGGACUCCUCCUCUGAUGACAACCAAAGCGAAAGGAAGGUUGUUGACCUCACCAAGGGCCAAGACGGUCUCGGUCUCGGUGUGCAAGAGGAGCAGAGACGUGCAGUCAUCAAGAGCAACGACAGGCCCUUGGGCUUAGGGUACCCCCCUCAAAAGCGGCCCUACAACCACGGUGGGGGCGGCGGCGGUGCGGUGGAUCUCAGGGCCAGGAUAGGCGGGAAGGGGAAAGGAAGAUUUGUGCCAAACAACAGGAUCCUGGAGGUGCGCAAGAUACCCAGGGAGUUCAACAACAUCACCAAGCUCAACGAGCACUUCAGCAAGUUUGGCAAUAUCGUCAAUCUUCAGGUUGCCUAUGCCCAGGACCUGGAGGCAGCGUUGGUCACCUUCACAACUCAUCUGGAGGCCAAGAAGGCCUAUCAGUCCACAGAGGCCGUCUUCAACAACCGCUUUGUCAAGGUCUUCUGGCAUGUCCCUCCCGAGAACACAACAGGAGAAGACGAGCCAAACCAUCACACCAGAAAACCUGCAAAGCAAAGAAUACAAUUACCUACCAAAAAGCAGCUGACUGUCGUUAGAAAUCAUGCAACUCCUUCAGAUAAGGUGGUCAUCCAACCCGGCGGCAACUCCACCUUGACCAAGACCAUCAUGAAUCCUAAGGCCGUGGCCAUCAACCAGCGACUGGUCACCGUCCAGAACAACCUGGCCAAUGCCAAGAAGGCGGCCGCGGCCCACACCUCGGCCACCGUGGCCAAGAAGCUGGCCGCCGCCCAGGAGGCGGUGAGGAAGAAGCAGGAGGAGGCCAAGAAACUGGUCGCCAAGAAGCAGACGGAGAUCUUCAAGCAGAAGCAGGAGCUGAUGAAUGGAUUCAUCCAGCAACAGAAGAUGCUCAUAACCAAGUUAGAGCAAGGCAAGUCCACCAUGACGACCUUGAAGAGAGCCGAAAUCAUGAAAUCCAUCAAGAUGCUGUCUGAGAACAUUGAGAAGACCAAGAAGGAACUCACGGAUGCCAAGCCAAAGACUAAAGAUAAGAAACAGGCUGAGAGGGAGCUAUUAGACACCGAAUUGGACCUGUAUAAUCAGCAGUCUGAGGGAGGGGACACCUCUGACCUAAGGAAGAGAGUGGAUGAGCUGAGGAGAGAGGCCCAAGCUCUAGGCCUGUUGGACAACACUGUAGGCAGCAGCAGGGGGCGUGGCCACCCAAGGUCGAUCCGAGGUCGUGGACGGGGUCGUGGGCGGGGCUUCAUGGCAGCCAGGAGGCGGAGCUCCAACACAAACCUGGUGGUGGACAAGCGACCGAGAGGCCUGGUGGUAGGAGGCUUUGCACCUGGGGAUAAGGAUGAAGUACUGGUCCAUUUUACUAAUUUUGGUGAAAUUGACAGUGUUGAAUACAACGAAGAUUCUGCAACCUAUGUCCUGGAAUUCAAGACGCGACAAGAAGCAGAGAUGGCUGUAGCUAAAGGUAACCAGUUCAAGGGUGAUUCUCUGAGUCUAGCCUGGCACAAGCAGCAAGACCCUGUAGCUGAGAUGGUGGAAGACACCAUGGAUGUAGGAGAAGAACUGGCAGAUGAAGAGGAGGAGGAGAUGGAAGAGGAGCUGGAGGAUGAUCUGCUCCUGGUCGAUGACGAGGAGGAAGAGGACGACGAGGAAGGACGAUCAUGGAAGCGAUGACGAAGCGAAAGACGCUACAAAAAAUUUCAAUACAAAUUCAGAGUGCAAAUAUUGAACAUUGUACAUUAUGAAGCCAAUGCCUUGCUUGAAAAAGGCACAUAGACGCUGUUGAAUUUCUUGGAUCUAAUUUGGUCUAGAUACCUUGCUCCACUUUUUGUCAUCUGUUCGAAAGAAGACCCUGGAGGUAUUUCCUAAUCUUUCCCCAAAAAAUAAUCAAGAUAUUUGAACAUAGACAGCUCUGAAAUGUUAAUCAUGCCAAAAUACGGCUCCUAUUUUUAGAAGUAGGUUGACUGCUCUAGUCUAUGAGCUUUAUCUGGAUCGAUGGGAAAACAGAAGAUGAAUUAUAUGCAAAUUUGUCUCAGAGAGUCUUCUUCCUUGUUAUUAGAUGAACUGUUCAAAGGCACCAUAGGUUAUAUAUUCUGUAAUGAUGCUGCAAUAACAAAUGAAAUAUAGACAAGUAUACUUCAUAGCUGACAAGAAAAGGGUACAUUCAUACAAAGUUUAUAAGACUCUUUGAUACUUCUUCAGUGGAGAGCCAGAAAGGCAUUCAGUCUGUGUUAAAGAAAUGAGUUAACAUCCAUCUGGCUCUAGGCAGGUGAUAUUUUCUAUUGAGCCUUGUGUUUCAUUGAGGUUCAGUUUGUCCAUAUUCGAUCCAGUGAAAUCUAUAGUCUUACUAUUUUUUCUCACAUAUUGAUGUCAACAUUUUACUUUAAAAGUUUUUAUCUCACUUUCACUUCCGUCAUACACGCAUUGAUACUGAUAGCAGAAACAUAACAUGAGUUUCUUAAUGUCUUCAUGUUUAAGAAAUCAAUAUCGGUAACUAACUUAAAUUGUAGUCAAAGUGUUUGAUUUUCUUAUUCCAAUAUCCAUUGCGUUUACUGAUGUCUUGGAAAACUUUUCAAUGCCUCAGAAAUUUCAAACAGUGAUUACACCUUUCUGAAAUAACAAGCAGUGUAUAUUGUCAAUUUUAUAAAGUGUAAAAGCAUAACUCAUUUAAAGGCAAUAAUUUGUUACAUUCAGCCUUUUCUAAGACGUGAGGGAAAUAUUGAAUUAUAUGGUGUCCCAAUGAACACAGCAUUGGGGUCAGAUCCUCAAGAUGUCACAUCCUCAAAAUUGUGUGGCUUUCAAUGCCUCGUGCAAUACACAUUCAAACCUAUGACAAUGAAUUUUCCUCCUAUACCUCCCCAUCAAGAAUCAAGACUGUAGACAUGUUUUUGUAAUAUUUCUCAUCAGUCGCUGAAGCUAUAGAGAACCGAUUCAAGAUUGAUACUUUCUGUGAGUUAUGCUGUAUUUUUCUUACCACUUUGAUGAAUUUUUACACACAUCACUUUCUUAUGUGGCUGAUUUUGUCUGUCAUGACAAUAUACAAUCUUGCAAUUUUGUAUAAGGAAAGGAUACAGAUUAUGAGCAGAUAACCUUGAAGACAUUCUACAUAUAACAUUUUUGUCUGUGAGACUAAAGGCUCGUUCAGAUAUGGCUUGUUAAACCGCCGCAAAAAAAGCUGCUACGUUUUUUAAAGCGUAAAUUAAUGGCAACUGCGAGCAGCAAAGGUCCUGCUUGUAUUUAAUGAUCUCUGUGUUAUAAGAUACAGAGAUGUGAAACGUAUCACACUUUACAUCACCAACAAAAAAAAUAUAGUGGUUUUGCCACAUCGUACCUGAACAAGCCUUUAGUGAUCACUUUCUACACAUCUGGAAUAACGCAUAGCAGUUUGAUGUCAUUUUAGCUGUUAUAUGUUAAAAGCAGUGUUUCACACCUAUCCAUAAGCUACAGUGAGAUAAUGAGGAUAUUAAUGUCAUGUUGCGGUGCACUCUCUCCUAUUUUAAAAACUUAAUUUUGUGUAAAAAAUUUAAGAAAUGUUAUUUUUGAAAAGCUUAAGAAACAGUUUGUUUUCUCUGUUAUUUCUGUUUGCUCCAUAUGAUGGAGGAUAUUAUAGUUUUUUGUAUAUUACUUUUGAGCAUUGUAGAUUAUUGUUUUAAGGCACUUCAAGAUGGAUUUUUGAUGGGAAGUCUUUUUGACAACUCUGUAUGGAGUAAAAAUAUUGGACAACAAAAAAAAGUAUUUGUUUCCCAAGGCUAUUUUGGCUUAUGGUAUAAUUCACACGAAAGGUAACAUUGAGACACUAUCACAAUCCCUGAAUCCACUUGUAAUGCUUGUCUUAUGAAUUUAUCAUUUUCUCAUAAUUGAUUAUGAAUUUGAUAAUGGACGCUUUAUAGGGAAAUGGCUUGAGAUUGGAUGAUUCUGCCACUUUUUUAUGGAUGCGCUUUUUAUGAUACUGCUUUUGAUUGGUUCUAUAAAAAAAAUGAAUGGAAAUGUUAUAUGCAAAAUUAUUAAGGCACAUGGAUCUAGGCUCAAGUCAUUUCUCAUGCACUUUUAUGGACUAUUGCAUGUUAUUAUUAUUAUGUACAUGUACUACUUUUGUAAGAUCUAUUGAAAUGUAUGACAUUAGUUUGUUUGAAAAGAAUAUGAUUGAGAGAACUCUAGCAUAAAAGAAAAUAUACGAUUAUGUUUUCAAUUGAAGAAGCUAAAAAAAGAUGGAACGUUUGAUUGUGAACGUCUAUGAAAACCUUUAAAAUCUGAAAAGAAUACUCUCUGAAAUUAAAAGAAAAAAUAUGAAAAUAUA
Messenger RNA from Strongylocentrotus purpuratus (purple sea urchin), 6322 nucleotides. Its product is annotated as RNA-binding protein 26. Bases 364 to 3699 code for a protein of 1111 amino acids. NCBI's taxonomy places the organism in Eukaryota, Metazoa, Echinodermata, Echinoidea, Camarodonta, Strongylocentrotidae. The transcript has 19 exons. Gene Ontology annotation, biological process: mRNA processing. Gene Ontology annotation, cellular component: nucleus. Gene Ontology annotation, molecular function: RNA binding; metal ion binding. The record is from RefSeq and is a predicted model, not a curated record.